CUUGACUUCACAGCGUGUCAUAUUAUCAUGCAAAAAACUUGAAAUCCGUAUCUUAAUAUUUUCUUAAGUUUCAUUGUCAAAUGCAAUGUGGAGGACGUUAGUGAUUUCGCUACUCUGCGUAUUUCUCUUGGUUUCAGGAUUGUACGGAUCGGGUGAAAACUCCCACGUACAACUUGAUAUUGUUGGAGGGAACGCAACUUCUAUUUGGCUUCAUCCUUAUCAGGUUUCAGUGUGGUCUGAAAGAGGGUACAGAGGUUCAGGAGCCUUCCUGUCUCAGAAAUGGAUUAUAACAACAGCUUCAGUUGUCGCAGGCUUCGAGGCCCUGAGCCUGUCGGUGCGGUGUCACAGCAGCUCGGCGGUCAGUGGCGGGCAGAAGUAUCAGGUGUCCUUGAUGGUCAUCCACCCGAGGUUCAGCUUCAACACGAUGUUGCACGACGUGGCGCUGCUGCUGCUGUGGCGCGAUGACAUACUGAGACCCAUUAGAUAUGUGACGCUGGCUCGAUACCCGCUUCCCGAGAACACCACGGCACUUCUCACCGGCUGGGGGUCCACUUCGAAUAGGACCAAGAUGAGCGACAUUCUACAGGAGGUCUGGGAGCGGACACUGCCACUGUCGUUCUGCCAGGAAGUCUACAAUCAGAGCUUCCGUAUCUCUUACAGCCAGUUCUGCUCCCGAGCCAUCAACGCGUACGGACCUUGCUGGGGCGAUACAGGAGAUCUCCUGAUGGUCAAUAAUACGUUGUAUGGGCUCCUGUCCUGGAACGGAGGUUGUUUCUUCAAGGCUGCUCCUUCCAUCUUCACGCAGAUAUCCUCAGUCCGCCAUUGGAUUUUUCAAGUCAUGAAGAAUUAUCAUCCUCGUCAAAACUCCCCUAAUAAUGUAACACUCCCGACGACUUCCGACUGAGUCGGCUAGUUUUUUUUCCUGCAUGUGUUUCAAGAAAAUAAAUAUUGUCAGUACUCUGUUUGUCAGUAAAAUGUUUUCUUAUUUGUGGCACA
Messenger RNA from Homalodisca vitripennis (glassy-winged sharpshooter), 996 nucleotides. Its product is annotated as trypsin-7-like. The record is from RefSeq and is a predicted model, not a curated record. Gene Ontology annotation, molecular function: serine-type endopeptidase activity. Gene Ontology annotation, biological process: proteolysis. Lineage: Eukaryota; Metazoa; Arthropoda; Insecta; Hemiptera; Cicadellidae. The coding region runs from base 86 to 904 and encodes 272 amino acids. The transcript is spliced from 6 exons.